This is a messenger RNA of Linum tenue, 2207 nucleotides long. Lineage: Eukaryota; Viridiplantae; Streptophyta; Magnoliopsida; Malpighiales; Linaceae. The record is from the annotation of a GenBank genome assembly.
UGCUCUACAAGAGAAAGCGGUACGCAAUCUGCCUUUGGCUAGUAUUUUUUUUUUCCCCUUCAAAAGAAAACAACCCUUCUGCUCCGUUCCCACCCCAACUUGCCAUUCCGUGUUUCUUUCUUUCCUUCUCUCUCUCUUCCCCUCUGCCGCUGCCUGUUGGUUAUUACCCCAAGUGGUUUCUUUCCUCUCAUAUGAAAGUUUGGCAUUUUCUUCGAUUGACACGAAUUGUUGGUGGACAAAGACGAUCUAGUUGCUUGGUUCGGAGCUGAUGGGGCGGCUUUUUGUGGUGAACCUUGAAGGGAAGAUCUAUAGUUGCAAGCACUGCAGAACCCAUCUUGCUCUUUGUGAAGAUAUUGUGUCAAAGGUAGCCCCUUUUUCAUUCGAUGGAGAAGUGAUCUUGUCUCUGUGCCAUGAUCUCUUGGAAUUCUCAUCUGGGUUUUUGUUUGAUUAAGUAGGUAUUUUGUUCCGUCGGAAUAAUUUUAUGGUGUGAAAUUGGCUGUAGAUGAAGAAGUUGUUGAUGAUUGAAUUCGAGCACUUUCGGAGUAGGACUGUUAGUUUUCAACCACAUUUAUGAUUAGGUAGACUGACUAGAUAGGCUUGGGGAUUGCUAAAGACUUCAGUGAAUUGAUCUGCCAUAUAGUGCAGCAGAAUGCACUCAAUUUGGGUGAAAAAUAUUGUUCCUUGAUCUUCACUAGUAAAUGGGUUCACAGAAUAAUUUCUGUUGAUUGAAGUUCACUGUACAGAAUGACAAGGUAGGUGAAUCAGAGCUUUUGCUGGUGUAGGUUAUUGCUUUUCUUCCGAGCAUUACCUGAUUGUUCUGAUGCAGAAACUUAUAACUGUAUCGCGGUUAUUUGUUCAUUUUCUGCCAAAGUUAGACCCUUGGUGCUUUGGGUUCAUGGUGGAAAUUGCAAUGGAAUCAGUCAGUGGUUUUGGGAGUAGUUUAUACUUCUGAUGAGUUCAUUACUACAAUGCCACAGCUUAAGUGCAACAUUGUAAGCGAUAGAUUAUCUCAUCUCCGUAUUUGAUAGCUGUAGAGCUUCGGUCGUUCAUUGUCUGAUCGGAUAGUAGCCUGGCAUCUGAUGAACCAUUAAUUGGAUACUGCAAUUGCAUACCAAUGUGCUGCAUAAACCUUGGAACAUUUGUUCUUCAACCAUUUGGUUUUAGAUUUUCCUUUUGAUAUGGUACCGUAUUGUGCGUGUUUUUCACCUCUCGUUGAGGUUGAGGGUAUUGGAAGUAUGGAUGUGCACAAUUUGAAAUUAUCAGUUCUGCAUUUGAUGUGUUUAAGGUCCCCACGAGUAUUCUUUGUAUGUUAUUUGGAAGUGAGGUUCUGACUACUUGUCAUGCCUGUGUGUCUUUUCAGUCUUUCCACUCCAGGCAUGGGAAAGCUUAUCUCUUCAGUAAGGUAGUGAAUGUCACUAUGGGAGAGAAAGAGGAGAGAAUGAUGAUGACCGGGAGGCAUACUGUUGUUGACAUCUUCUGUGUUGGGUGUGGAUCAAUUGUGGGUUGGAAAUAUGAGACCGCCCACGAAAAGGCACAGAAGUACAAGGAAGGAAAAUCUGUCCUCGAGCGGUUUAAGGUGUCUGGCCCUGAUGGAAGCAGUUACUGGGCCAAUCAUGAAGUUUCGCAGCAUGUCGGCGGGAGUGAUGCUGAUGAUGUUUGAUAGUAUGCUGUCUUAACCAUCUGUUACCAAUUGUACAUUCCUAUCUCCCUCCUAAUUUCCUCAUUGUAACUCCUGCAAGAAUUAAACCAACCUGCACAUUCAAACAACUCUGGGGAACUUGAUGUCAGAUAGCUUGGGUGCAAGAAAACAUUGGAUUGUUGAUUCAUGAUGUAUUAUUAGUUCUUGUCCUUUCCUCAUUUAAAUGUGAAUAUUAUGAUAUUUCAUUUCUGAAUCCCUGAAACCGUCUUAUCUUGUAUUUGUGUUGAUGAUCAUGUUCAUGUACAGGUUUAGCCAUGUCAUUUACACAAUGCAGCACAUGCACAGCUAAUAGCAGCAGUGUCAUGCUACAAGGCAAUUCAAAAAACAAUUGAAUGUUGGACUAAUAAACUAUUAAAAUACUUUUUAAUAUAUGGGGUGAUGUAAAGUUACUUAAAAUUUCAAAUGUAAAACAAAAAAUGUUAGAGUGGAUAUUAUUUAAACUAAUUAAUAUUAUUUUCUAAACUAAUUUAGUUAUAACUAAUAUAAAAUGAAAGAAACUACAUUUUCU